AUGGCUCUACGUGGGCCGAUGAAGCGCUCCCACUUGAGACAGGUGAGCGCGCCCAGUGUAGACUCCCUGUCCGUGCCUCAGUCGCAGUCACCGGAGGCGCUCUACAAUGACGAGCGCAGCCAUCAAGACGUCCACGCAACGCCGGACGAGAGGACCAUACGGCUGUCAUCAGGCAGCCUGGAACGCCGACAAUGCUCUCUCUGGGUCCACGAUGAGACUUUCUCCCGCGAGGAGAUCCUCUUCAACCAGGCGGCGUUUAGCGACCUGAAUGUGAACGUCGGCGAUGUGAUCGAGAUCCUACCCGUGCGGUCACCGGGGGACUCCAUACACAGCCUCAAAUCGGAUCUAGGGGCUCGGUCGCUCCGCGACAGCUAUCUGGAGUCAGGCUCGGCGCACCUCCCGGACCCCAUGUCCAAGUUCAAAACGCCUUUGCAGAGCAGGUGUCUGUUCGUGGUGAAGCCUCUCCCGCAGGAGAUCAAGGCGCGUCAUCCGAAGCUGGAGAUAUCGGUGACCCAUAGUGUUGCCAAUAUCUUUGGGUUCAAGAACCGUACGCUGGUCAACAUCUCUGUUGUCGAUCGGGGGCAAUGCUCCGCUUCGCACGUGGAUAUCGCAUUCCGCGACCAGUUCCUGGUGCGAUCUGAUAUGUGGAGAUUGGUGAUGUCCGAGCUCGCCGACAAGAUUAUCUACAAGGGCCAGAAGAUCGUUUUCAUGGGGAGCAUCAAAGCUACCGUGAAGAAUAUCUUCAUCCGUGGCAAAAAGGUCCUCUCUGGUUACUUCUCGCCGCAUACCAUCCCUGUCUUCCGGAGUGAGUCGGCCAAGUAUGUCCUCUUCAUCCAGAUGUCGCGGGAGAUGUGGGAUUUCGACUCCGAGGGAACGGGCGACAUCCUUUUCAGCCGAGUGAUUAAUGGUUUCCUGCCGGAGCUGUUCAAGCGUUGGGCCAACUCGGAUGCGAAACAUCUGGUUACGAUCGUGCUGUUUACGAGGGUUGAGUACGAUUCUUCGGCUCUUGGAGGUCCGUUGCCGCUGAGCUCCGAAUCGCUGAGGUGCAUCUCCAGCCCCAACCAUGCUCCGACCAGGGACUUUUAUCGCGUCGUGGUCAACGAUAUGGCGAGUGGCCAUUGGACGACGAUUCUCGACGAGCUGAAGAAGGAUUUCCGGACUUUCUUGAGAGAUGUCUCGAUUCUAAAGAUGGACCGUCCGGAUACACCUACCGUGGAUGGGGUCAAGGUUGCUCCCAAGAACAAGCCGGCAAUCAUCGCAGGGCGACCAAGUACUGCGCUGCGUGGGAAUAUCCUUGAGGCAAUACAUCUUGCUUCGGCCCACCUUGCAUACGAUCAUAUUGACCGUGAUUUGGUCCAUACGGGUACCUCGAUCAUCGUCAUAACUCCAGGAAGCGGUGUCUUUGAAGUAUCUUAUGAAUCUUUGUCCUCUACCUCAGAAGCACUCGCGGACCGUGGCAUUGCCAUUGACCUGGUCUGCCUCAGCCCCAUGCCUCUGCAUUCCGUGCCGCUAUUCAAGUACAAAGCGCCUGUGGAAAGAUCCGGGAGCUCUUCGUUUGGCGACUUUCACAGCACCGGUUAUUCGCCUGAGAUGCGCCAGUCGUUCAGUUUCGCGAGUCGGACUCCCCAUCUAUCACCAAAAUCUACCAUGCAAGGCUCGUUUCCAGGAAUGACCCGCAAGGAGCAUCUUUCCGCUCGCUCAGACGAGUGGAACUACGGCAUACCUCACUGGCUUGAUAUUUCCUACUGGAAUCCAGAGACGUACAGAGAAGCUCGGCGCAUUGCGAAGAAAGACCCCAACGCGCCGAUUCCAUUCACUGUCACUAAACAGUCCAAGCUUUUUGUGCCGCGGGUCCGGAUGUACGAAAUCCAAAUGAUGGGGGUGAUGGAGAGCGAGCAGUCGGACAUCUCGAUUCCUUAUCUAUUGGAGGGCCAGGGCGUUUCCCGCCCCUCAAAUGCUGGUCUCGGUUUGGGCCCAAGUGGUCUUUCAUCUAGGGCUUCCUUCAGACGCAAUUCGUCGUACAAAGCUCAGUUGAGUGACAGCCUUCGGCCCGAACCUUUUCUACAAAAUAUCACAAACCCCAGAGAUGUGAUGCUGGCCAAGGCGAAGAAAACGCCCAACCAGGUGAUUGCCUGGAUGGACCAGUAUGACGAGGCAGUCUUCCAGCCUUUUGCCAAACGGCGACAGCAGCGCAAGGCUUCCAGACCAAAGCGGCCGAGCGAGCCAGAGGUGCAAGUUUCCAACGCGCAUGAGCGGCUUUCCGCACGGUCAGUGUUACGUCUGCGAGAGCAUGAAACCAAUUCAAACUCGGGCGAUCGCUCCUAUCCCACUAGGACAAUCCCUCGAGUUUCCGAAACGUUGUCAGUGCCCCAAGGCCCUGCUCCUUCCAAAGCCUCCACAUCCCCCAAGAAGCCUGCCUUGAAAGCUCCGUCGGCUGCGAGAACACCACGGAUGUCGCGUACGAUCAGUUUCGCUCUCCUUGGGUUUGGCGCCACCCCGCCCCGAGCUCAGGCAAGUACGGAGGUCAAUGUGGAACAUGCCAGGGCGCAACCCACCUCAGGCCAGAAGAAGCCUUCUGUGGGAUUUAUGGAUACCAGAAGCGUGGAGUCAUUUAGCGGUUCGGACUCUGCAUCCAUUUCCACGGUGAUCGACACUUCGUUACGACCAGCUUCGCCUCACCCGGCUCCACAAACGUCGGCUAUGACGCCAACGAGGCCGAUUUCAAUCAAGGUGCCUCCGAGGCAACCUUCGGAAGACACAGAGCCGGUCGAUCGUACGGUUCUACCAGAGUCCUACUCGACAACAAGUACUGCAAUCCCUUUCACGGGCGACGGCCGCCGGGACAGCCGCACGAAGAACGGGCCCAGCUUCGAGCUUACGGUGAGCGGCGGAUCUCGUGAAUCAUCUAUCAAGAGCCCACAGAACAAGGCAUUGGCGCCUUGGGUGCGCUCUAUCAACCCGUGCAAUACCUCAAGGGAUGUUCUUCGAGAUACUAGUUGGUUCGGACGCUGGCAACAUGCAUACCCGCGACCACCCCAUGUUGCAGUGGUGAAAUGGAAAAGCUUGAAGUCCCCCGCUAUUUUGCCAUUGACGACCGAAGAAUUCCCCACGGCUCAGGAGCUGGGCUCUGAUUAUCUGCAGACUCCGUACCGCGUCUUUCCAAAUGAUGACCCGGAAGGCGUCGAAGUACCCAAGACGAGGGGUAUCCUGCUGCGAGAGAUGAUUUCGUUGCGAUUAUCUCAUGGAUUCCAGAUCGUUAUUGGGAAACAUGUUGCAGAGGUAUCUGGACAGCCUGCUCUCGAAACGUUGAACGUCUUCGACACCCGCAGUUUGGAACGGGACGGUGCUACGGUCUUCCUCUCGAAAGGAAACACCAUCCACCGGCUGAUCUGUGUUGAUGGUGGUGAAAUCGAGGUGACACGUUUCACGCACCGGACUUCUUCUACUUUGGCAGCUGGGAAAAGGGACGGCUUUUCCCUCUACACUCCAGCGAUGCGGACCAUCCUGAGCACGGAGUAUGAGCUCAAGAACAUCAAGCUUGACCCGACGGCCGAGGAUUACAAUUGGAACUACGCUGACAACUACGUUGCCGGGCACCGCGACUACUUGUUCAACCCAGCGCAGCAGCUGCAAUUUUGGCGGGUGCGCUACGUUCUGAUCCCGAUGCCUCUGCAGGUCAACAACCGACGGCACUUGCAGUCGUUCAACGAGGAUAAUGAGGAAGAGAUCCACCUCCUGGGCAUCAAUCAGCUUACUCACAUAUGGCAGCGGCACAGGUACGUGCCGCCCGAGGAGAAGAGGUUCGAGUCUUCCAACGAGAAGAAGGACCAGAAUCCUCUCAAUAUCAUGUACCAGACACGAAAUCCAUCCGAGGUUGUUGCGGCCGAGUUGGAUCGCAUCUUACUCUCGGACCCAGGCUUGGAUAAUUCUCCCGCGCAGCUGCUGCCAGAAUCCGAGCUGCUGGAGAGAUCGAGCAUCAGCCUGUCGUCGCUGGCACAGAUUAUCCAAGGAGAGAAGGGCGUGCGGAUGAUGGAUCGACGAUGGCACUGGCGGUUGCAUUACAACUGUUUCAUCGGGUUCGAGUUCACCACUUGGCUCCUGCAGAAUUUCCGCGACAUUGACAGUCGGGAAGAAGCGGUUCAAUUUGGCAACGAGUUGAUGAAGCAUGGUCUAUUUCAGCACGUCGAGAAGCGACACAAUUUCCGAGACGGAAACUACUUCUACCAGAUCUCGAGUGAAUACCGGGUCGCCAGACCUGAAUCUCGGGGGAGCUGGUUUCCUCAGAAAAAGCCGGACAAACAAGUACCUUCCACAGGAGCGAGUGAGAACCCAAGAGACUCGGCCGUGAAUGGUCAUUCCAGGUCUGAGAGCGUCGAGACACCUGCGACCCCAUCCAAGUCAAAGAACAAAGCUACAAUCAUGUUAUCCAAGAUGAUGAAGUAUGAUGUUGACCCUCGCAAGCGGUCGAACAGACCCGAAGUCAUCGAUCUCCAUUACGACAGGCUACAUAAUCCGGACAACUGCUUCCACAUUGAGCUCAGCUGGAUGAAUACCACUCCGAAGCUGAUCGAGGAUGCUGUGCUAUCCUGGGCUGCAACCGCCGAGAAGUUUGGACUCAAGCUCGUCCAGGUGCCAAUUGCCGAAGGCUGUGCAAUCAGCAGGACGCAACCUUUUAGGAAGCCAUAUCGAGUCUCACUCGCAGUUCCACCUCCUCCGGGCCCCGUUCCCACAGUUUUCAAUACGGCUACCUUCUCGCAACUGGGCUCAUCGGACCGACAUUACUACCACAAGGCUCUGCUGCGGAAAUUUGAUUUUGUUCUGGACUUCGAAGCAAGAUCCGCGUUCCCGGCCGAUGUGGAAGUGUCGUACUCCUGGGGCACUCCGGACUACCAGUACCCGCAGUACAUUCACCGUUCUGGCAGUCUUCUGGUUCAGAUCACCGACGAGGGAGACUUUCUGUUUCUGGCCAACCGACUUGUGAGUACACGACUGGCUGCCGCCACUCGAGAAGGAUCGCGGUAUGAACGGAUGGACCGGCCGGAACAUCUUCGAGCGCGCGCGUCAACUCACGACCCUCUGGACCGUAUCUCCCCACGCCUUUCACCGCUUGUUCGCCCCCUCCACGACAUUGGCAGCCCCAUCAGCCCGCAAGGACAACCAAGCAUCGAUUUGGCACAACUCUACCGUGCUCCGGAGCACAUUCUCAAUAGCUUCGAGGAGUUCUGCAACGAUGCGGCUAGACUCGAGCAGUUCUAUAGCGUCUCGCACGCACGUCCCGCCUCGACGAAGGUCGGCCCUGCACCGACCACGGUUAUGGACUCGUCGAUACCCACGCUCGAGUUACCCGCGAGUGUCGUCAGCCAUCACAUCCAAUCGCCUGCGUUGACGACUAGAGCAUCGGUCGAUGGAUCUAUGCCGUCUGUCGACGCGAUGACGCGAGCGAGGAACGACAGCUUGAGCUACAAGGGAAGCCCAAAGAGCGGUAGUUUGCGGCCGUUGAAUAUAAAUUGA
Messenger RNA from Aspergillus fumigatus Af293, 5511 nucleotides. It is a transcript of the gene iml1, whose product is annotated as GTPase-activating protein IML1. Bases 1 to 5511 code for a protein of 1836 amino acids. Lineage: Eukaryota; Fungi; Ascomycota; Eurotiomycetes; Eurotiales; Aspergillaceae. The transcript has a single exon. The record is from RefSeq and is a predicted model, not a curated record. Gene Ontology annotation, biological process: negative regulation of TORC1 signaling; positive regulation of autophagy; intracellular signal transduction. Gene Ontology annotation, cellular component: GATOR1 complex. Gene Ontology annotation, molecular function: GTPase activator activity.